CUGAGCUACGGUGAACCGAUUUCGGUGGAAUGUUUUGACCAGUAUUGCUGUGAAAUGUCAGCGAAUAACAACGAGAAAUUUCGACAGCAAUUUGAAGAUAUCGAGAAGGAUUCAAUGAUGAACGGUGAUCUAGCAAUCGAUGGUCAUCGAUCGAAAGAUCGCUAUCUGAACAUCUACGCUUGCGAACCGACAAGAAUCAAGAUUGCGUCUGGUACUUCCGAUUAUAUCAAUGCAAAUUAUAUUGAUGUGAGUGUUUGA
Molecule: messenger RNA, 258 nt
Organism: Anisakis simplex (herring worm)
Lineage: Eukaryota; Metazoa; Nematoda; Chromadorea; Rhabditida; Anisakidae
Source: the annotation of a GenBank genome assembly